AUGACAACAAAAAAUAUAACACCAGCUGAAAUGUCCAAAUGUCUUGGAAUAAGUCUUUCAACUUUGUGCAAUUGGAAAAACGAUGAAAAAUCAUUAAACAUUGAAAGAGAACAGGUUCAUGCUCUUCAAGCCAACAAGACCAAACGUCUUUGUCAACUAGAAAAUCCCCUGGUCGAUGAAGCAACAUGGUCAUGGUUUAAACAGCAAAGAAAAUCAGGCGCACCAUUAAGUGGUCCUCUUUUAAAAUCUCGAUCCUAUAAUGGUUGGCUUGAUAAAUGGAAAAAAAGACACCACAUCAGGAACAUCACCUUAAGUGGUGAAAAAAAAUCAGCUGACUAUGAUGCUGCGACUGAAUAUCGAGAUAAAUUUCAUCAGAUAAUUCAAGAUCAGGGUCUCACUGCAGAUCAAGUAUUCAAUGCUGAUGAGACUGGUGUCAAUUAUCGACAAAUGCCAAGAAGAAGUUUAGCUGUUAAAGAAGAAGUUGGUACAUCUGGUUUUAAAAUCCAAAAAGAACGAAUAACAGCUAUGGCAGCUAUGAUGUGUAAUGCAUCUGGUACAAUAAAACUGCCAUUAGUUGUCAUUGGAAAAUAUGCAAAACCACGUGCAAUAAAAGACCACUUGAACAAUCUUCCAGUGAGCUAUAAAAGCCAAAAAAGUGCUUGGAUGACCACUGACAUAUUUUCAAGUUGGUUUUACGAUGAGUUUGUGCCAUUCGUCAGUAAAAAGUUGGAAGAACAAAAAAAACCAAUAAAAGCUAUUCUUUUUGCUGACAAUUGUAGUGCCCAUGGUUCAAACUUGAAGAGUUGUGACAUAGAACUGUGGCCAGAUAUCCAAACGUGUAUAACUGAAUCUUAA
Molecule: messenger RNA, 855 nt
Organism: Aphidius gifuensis
Lineage: Eukaryota; Metazoa; Arthropoda; Insecta; Hymenoptera; Braconidae
Product: jerky protein homolog-like
Exons: 3
Coding region: 1-855 (284 amino acids)
Cellular component (GO): nucleus
Molecular function (GO): DNA binding
Source: RefSeq, a predicted model, not a curated record